Dermochelys coriacea (leatherback sea turtle) is the source of this 498-nucleotide messenger RNA. Its product is annotated as collagen alpha-1(I) chain-like. Lineage: Eukaryota; Metazoa; Chordata; Testudines; Dermochelyidae. The transcript has 2 exons. Bases 112 to 498 code for a protein of 128 amino acids. The record is from RefSeq and is a predicted model, not a curated record.
UCGGAUUUGCACGGGCUCCCUGGUGCAAGUCACGUAGUCCCUCCGCGUCUGGGUUCCCCACCUAUGAAGUGAGACUUGCAACACUGGGAGGCGCUCAGCUGACGAGGGGCCAUGCACGUACCUAAGGCAGCAUUGGGCUCUCCAGUGACAGUCCGGGAGCUCUCCGCGCUGCCGGCCAGCGGGGCGGGUCCCGGGAAGCACCCGCCCGCCAACAAUGGCAUCAGCGCGGGACUCCGAGCAGCGCUCGCGGGCCGGGCUCCUCCAGGAGGACAAAGCUUUGGGGAGGCCCGGGGCUUAGUUACAGCAGAGCCCCUCUUCCCGUCAGACUCCGCAGGGCCGCGGGGCUCCAGGGGAGCUCGACACUCGCCAGGGCCUGGCGCUGAGAACACGUCGCGGGCGCCAAGCGGGGCUCGCUGCGAGCUGGGCCCGGCUCCGCGCUCCCACGGGCUGAGGGGGACGCCGCGGCCCGGCCGGGCACUCAGACCGGCCUGGCGCUAG